Molecule: messenger RNA, 408 nt
Organism: Drepanopeziza brunnea f. sp. 'multigermtubi' MB_m1
Lineage: Eukaryota; Fungi; Ascomycota; Leotiomycetes; Helotiales; Drepanopezizaceae
Source: RefSeq, a predicted model, not a curated record
AUGCCGUCAGCGCCUGGUCAACAGGUUGGACGGACACCUGCUCUAGAUCAGGGCCUCUUUAUGACUUGCCUAAGCGGCAAGAUUGCCUCAGUCCACAUACCGCGUCGGCGCGGUCACCAACGCCACCUUCGUCGCCGCCGACCCACACAACAACCUCCGCCUCGAGGGGACCUUUGCCGCGGUCCAGCAGCUGGUGGACGGCGCCUGGACGACGGGGAUUGGUUGUUUGCGUAUACGUGGUAUCGCGACAAUGGGCUGAUCGGGACCAGCCACAUGGUGCUGAGCUGGGAGACGGAGAGCUACGCUGCGAAUGGGACUUAUCGCUUCAAGUACAAUGGGGAUAGCAAGGUGCUCGGGGCUGCGAUUACGGCCUUUCCGGGGACGAGUGAGAGUUUCACUCUUACCUGA